UAGCUUUCAUUCCCGAACGUCCAAACCGUUCGAUUUUCGCUUAAUUUUCACAAAUCCGAAUCGCCCUCCCUCAAACCCUGAUUCUCCAAUCUCCGUUCGAUUUUCGGCUUCUAUCUUGAAAAAUUUGUACGGAAUACCUCUUGAUCUUUUAACUCUCUUCUGCUUCCGACGUCUCCAUAAGGGCGAUGGCUUCUAGAGGAGCAAACAUGAUGCUAUCAAGGGCCAAUAGGAUAAAGACGAAGUUACAGUCAGCACUGGAAGCCACAGUUUUGGAGGUAGAAGACGUGUCGUACCAGCAUGCGGGUCAUGCUGCCAUGAAAGGAACCUCCGGGCAGGAGACCCAUUUCAACCUGAAGAUCGUCUCCCCCAAAUUCGACGGCCAGAGUCUCGUGAAACGGCACCGUAUGGUCUACGACUUGCUCGCGGAUGAGCUUCAAUCUGGAUUGCACGCCCUCUCUAUUGUGGCCAAAACGCCUCAGGAAACCCCUGCCAAAUGAAGUUUUUGCUUUAAACUGUGAGGGUUGAAAAUUGGAAUCUUUUGAUUCUGUUUUCUGGUUAUCUAUUUGAUUAGGAUAGGG
This is a messenger RNA of Neltuma alba, 578 nucleotides long. RefSeq names its product protein BOLA1, chloroplastic-like. The transcript has a single exon. Gene Ontology annotation, biological process: iron-sulfur cluster assembly. NCBI's taxonomy places the organism in Eukaryota, Viridiplantae, Streptophyta, Magnoliopsida, Fabales, Fabaceae. Bases 186 to 497 code for a protein of 103 amino acids. The record is from RefSeq and is a predicted model, not a curated record. Gene Ontology annotation, cellular component: chloroplast.